AGAGCCAAAAAAAUAUAUUCAGAAUCUUCUUCGUUCGAAAAUCCGAUCAGAAAUAAUUCAACGGCCGUCCGGUUAAUCUCUAUCUCAGUGCAGACGAUUCAUCUUCUCCGAUCAGAUCUGUAAUCGGCUCGCGAUGGCUGCUCCUCCUGCUAGAGCUCGGGCUGAUUACGAUUACCUCAUAAAACUUCUCUUGAUCGGAGACAGCGGUGUUGGUAAGAGUUGCCUCCUCUUACGUUUCUCCGACGGCUCCUUUACCACCAGUUUCAUUACAACCAUUGGAAUUGAUUUCAAGAUACGGACUAUUGAGCUGGAUGGUAAGAGAAUUAAGCUGCAAAUCUGGGACACUGCGGGACAGGAGCGGUUCCGGACUAUCACAACUGCAUACUACCGUGGAGCUAUGGGCAUUUUGCUUGUGUAUGAUGUUACCGAUGAAUCAUCUUUCAACAAUAUCAGGAACUGGAUCCGUAACAUUGAGCAGCACGCCUCUGACAAUGUCAACAAGAUUCUAGUGGGGAACAAGGCUGAUAUGGAUGAAAGCAAACGAGCUGUGCCAACAUCUAAAGGCCAAGCUCUUGCAGAUGAAUACGGAAUCAAGUUUUUCGAGACUAGUGCCAAGACUAACUUAAACGUUGAGGAAGUUUUCUUUUCAAUUGGUAAAGACAUCAAGCAAAGACUUGCAGAUACCGAUGCCAGAGCUGAGCCACAUACAAUCACAAUCAACCAAUCAGACCAAGGUGCAGCAGGGACAUCUCAAGCUACUCAGAAAUCAGCAUGUUGUGGUUAGUAAAAAACGUGUCCACGGCGCCAUCAAAGGAGAGAAUCUAUGUGCUAUGGUGUUUUCUACAUAUUCUUUAUAACUCUCUGUUCAGACUUUAGUACUCAUUGCUGGAAUCAUAAUAAUUUGUUUAAUGAA
This is a messenger RNA of Brassica oleracea var. oleracea, 913 nucleotides long. Its product is annotated as ras-related protein RABE1a-like. Gene Ontology annotation, biological process: protein secretion; regulation of exocytosis. Gene Ontology annotation, cellular component: plasma membrane. Lineage: Eukaryota; Viridiplantae; Streptophyta; Magnoliopsida; Brassicales; Brassicaceae. Gene Ontology annotation, molecular function: GTP binding; GTPase activity. Bases 134 to 784 code for a protein of 216 amino acids. The transcript is spliced from 9 exons. The record is from RefSeq and is a predicted model, not a curated record.